GUUCAUUUUACCGUUCGCACAUAUUCUGUCUUUGUUUAAUUUAAAGUUUAAUCGUAGAUAUGAGGGAGACAAAUAUAAUAAACCCAUUUAUAUUAUAUAGUAUAAAUAUUAUUUGCAAAGCUACGUCCUGAUUUCGGAAAAGUGCUACGCUUUUUGGCGCGUCUGUUGUAUGGGAUUGCUUCUCUAGUUAUUAAACUCAUUGCUAUUAUCGUAGUUAUAGUGAUAUUUGCUCUAUGUUGUUUUUUUAGUAAAGAAAGAACAAUCUCAAGGUAUAAUUGGUUAAUUAUAACUACCGUUCAGUCUCUCUCUCACUACGGGAUGUUGGCAAAUUUUCCGUGUAUAACGGAACGAGUCCAUAUAUAUAAAAAAAAAAAAACAUCAAAGUGUAGUAGUGUACGUCAUAGAGGAAUAAUAAUAGGUUGGGGUAGCGUACGUAUAAUAUUGUAAUCUUUGGUGUACGUACUUGUACUAUAAAACUGAUAUGGUUUAAGAAUGAGUUUAUAUAGUUUUCUUCGCUCUCCACUAAAACGGAAAGGUUUUAAAUUAAUAAGAAAAGCUAUCUAUGGUUACAGAAACUAUUGUUCUAAUAAUGCACUAAUUCUUGGAAUCGAAACUUCUUGUGAUGACACAGGAUGUGCCAUAAUAAACAACCAUGGUAAAAUACUAUCAGAAACUUUAUAUUCUCAAAAUCUUGUACAUCUGAGGAAUGGAGGUAUCAUUCCUGAUGUAGCUCAAGAUUUACAUCGGGCCUGUAUUGAAUCAAUAGUAGCAGAAACAUUAAGUAAAGGUUGUUUAACUAUGGAUAAUAUUUCAGCUAUUGCUGUUACUUUAGAACCCGGGUUACCAUUAAGUUUGGCCGUUGGUAUGAAAUAUGCUAAACACCUGUCACGACGAUAUAGUAAACCCAUGAUUCCCAUCCAUCAUAUGGAGGCACAUGCUUUAAUAGCUAGAAUGCAACAUGAUAUAAAAUUUCCUUUUUUAGUUCUUUUGAUAUCUGGAGGACACUGUCUUUUAGCUGUUGUGCAAGAUGUCAAUAAAUUUAAACUUCUGGGAGAAAGUAUGGAUUGUGCUCCAGGAGAAAUAUUUGACAAAAUUGCAAGAGAAAUGAAAUUGAGAAAUUUACCUGAGUAUUCUAAAAUCUCAGGUGGGGAAGCUAUUGAAUUAGCCGCUUCAAAAGCAAACAAUCCCCAUAUGUUUCAAUUAUCUUUACCACUGACUGAUUACAAAGAUUGUAAUUUUAGCUUUAAUGGUUUGAAAACAUCCGUUUUUUAUCACAUUCACAGAAAAGAGAAGGAACAUAAUAUUGUUGCACACAACUUAAUACCAGAAAUUAAUGACCUUUGUGCUGCAACAUUAAUGACAACAACAAGACAUUUAAUUCACAGAACUCAAAGAGCUAUGGAGUUUUGUUAUUUAAAAAACUUGAUACCUGAAAAUAACAAGCAGUUGGUAAUAUCUGGUGGAGUUGCUUGUAACAAUUACAUUUUCAAUAACUUAACAGCACUUUGUAAUGAAUUUAAAUAUAGAAUUUUUAGGCCUCCUCCAAGACUUUGUACAGACAAUGGAGUUAUGAUAGCUUGGAAUGGUGUAGAGAAGUGGAGAAAAAAAAUUGAUAUAGUAACUAAGCUAGACUCAUUAGAUAUCAAGUCUGUCAGCCCUUUAGGUGAAAGCCUAAUUCCAGAAGUUAAAGCUUCCAAUUUAAAAACUAAACUUUUAAAAAUAAAGCAAUCAUUAUAAAUUUUAGAACUUUUACUCUUAUAAUAUCCUUUUACUUAAAUUUUUUACUGACAGACGAAUUUAAAUCAUUAUUGAUGAAUUGAUGAUUGUUUUUAUUUUGCAAUAAUACUUUAAAAUUUGCAAAAAUUUUGGUAUAACAUUAGGGAUGUCAUUGAUUAGGGAGCUGAACAAAUUGA
Messenger RNA from Diatraea saccharalis (sugarcane borer), 1913 nucleotides. The record is from the annotation of a GenBank genome assembly. NCBI's taxonomy places the organism in Eukaryota, Metazoa, Arthropoda, Insecta, Lepidoptera, Crambidae.